AUGGAUUGGGAUAUUGUGAAUGCAAACUUUGAAGGAGAUGAAACAGUUAACUUUGGGCCAAGGAAGGAAUCAGGAAUUGCCCUUUAUCAAAUAGACACAAUAGCAACCGUUUCCCCGAGAAACGAGGCUGUUGUUCAGAGCUCCCCACGCAUUGUGACAUCAAUACUUGGAGAACUGUCAUGCAUUGCUGUGGAAAGACAUGCAUCCCUAUUCAAAGAUUGUCAAUUUUCUGGCACUCUGGAAUUAGAGGCCCCAGUGGAGGAGAUGGAAUGGAGUCCAGAUGGUUGUUUACUGGUUGUCGGAGAUAUCCAAGGAAAAAUCUAUGUGAUUAAUUCUGAUACGAUGGAGACUGUCUAUUCUACUAGGGUGUGUCAACCAGGGCUUGGAGGAAAUGCCUUCAGCAGAAUCGCUUUCUAUAGCAGAACUGACGUUGAGUAUGACCUGUUGAUCCUGAGUAGUAACGGACAAUUAAUGGUUCUGUCAGAAUUGACACCAGACAUUUUCUUAUCUGAAGACAAAAGCAAAACAGCUUCAUCAGUUAAAGACAUGAUGACAAUUGUCCAGACUGGAGACUUACACACAGAGGGUGUGACAGAUGUGGUCACCAUCGGGGACACCAUCAUCACUAUGGGUUGUGGGAACCGCAUUUUGGCUGUCUGGGAGUUUGAGAAUGGCUGCCUUGAGCUGACUGACGAAGUCUGCAGUAACAUGUUGAAUGGUUCUGGAAUUUUACAAGGAAAAGUAACAACUGAUGGAGUCCAUCUCUUUCUAUUGGAUGAUAAUCAUACUCUGAGUUUAUGGAAUCUGCCGACCUUGACACUUUUGAAACAGUGGCAAGAUCUUGAUGUGGAACAGUUUCAGCUGCUGGAGACUAAAGAUGUGAAAGACCAGAGUUUUGAAGGCAUGAAGCUGGUGAUUCUCACCAUGACUAAGGACUGGAAAAGUACUUUGAUUAUCCAAAACCUGCCUGACUGUCAGAACAUCUACACACUACAACUCAAUGCCCCGUCUGUCAUCUCCAAGUGUGUCACAAUCCAGGAAACAUUGUAUGUGGCAGAAUGCUGUGGUGAGCCAAGUUCUCCAGAAUCUGUGACAACUGUGCGGUUUCGCUGUUUGACAGAAACCAACCCUCAGACAAGAUUGUAUCGUAUUUUGCACAAGAAUCAGUUUGAAGAAGCAGAGCAGUUUGCCAAGAUCUUUGGACUCAACACUGAGAUCGUGCAAAAGAAGAAAUUAGAACACUUGUUGGAACAGCUGUCUCCAUGGAAUUUGAUGAAAUACGGGGAAGACAAAAUUGCAGAAAUGAUAGAACAGCUUUGGAUAUGUAUGGAUCUUAUUGAUGAUGACUGUCAUGUGUGUGAAUUAGGAAUGAGGUCUACUUUGCCAAAAAUGGACUCCACGAGGAAGUUGCUAUCUUACUGCAAGAAAAGGUUGGAGAAAUAUGCUAAAUCUAUAACAGACGAAAGUGACAAAAAACUUCAACAGACUCUCAUGAGCAAGUUGCUAGACAUCCAGAACAGAUUAGUUACCUUUGGUAUAGCCUUUGGAGAAGGAAAAUACAGUGGAGAAAAGUGGGAGGUUUUCCUCAAGGCAGACUUGCUGCAGCAGGCCACAAUGUUGUUUGACCAGAGAAAUUUAUUGACUGGACUGGUUAUAUGGAUUAGACAUGAGGCAGAAUGGCAAACUAAUCUGACUGCACCACUGAUCAGCAAGGUGUUGUCAUGGUUACCGGAACAAGUUACGGCUAAGGAGGUGCUGGGUCUGAUGAGAGAUACACUUAUCCCUUCGAUAUCCAGAUUACAUCCAGACUCACUGGCUCUCCUUAUACAUUGGAUUAUACAGAAGGCAAAGAACAUGGAACUACAAGAAAAGACUUCUUGGCCUAUGAAUGCCAUCACUUUCCUCAAAUCCAUCCAUAAAUGUUUAUGCAGAGUAACAAAAAUUAGCCAAUCAGACUAUUUAUGUACCGCCUCUGACACAGCCUACCGGACCAGCCUUGAUCCAGCAGUCAUCACUGAACCUAUACAUGUUCUUAUUACUAACUUGAAGCACUUGCAUGACCUCCAUACUAAGUACAGAUGUAAACUCACCUAUGGACAGUUUAUACAGGAGACAACAGAGAGUGUUACAUUUCGGAUGCUGGAUGAGGUGGUAGCAGUGGAGUUGAUGGACCAGACUUUGGAUACGUAUAUUCGUCCCUACAUGAGAGAACAUGGGCUGAAGGAGGACAACAUAUUCUCCCAGUAUAUUAAGGAUUUGCUGGAGAGGGUAGGAGCAGUAACAACAUACCGUAAGGAGACACCAUGGGAGGCGAAAGUUAUUGCUGUCACCAACCGGAUAUCGGGACCAGAGGAGAAGUGUGAUGCUAUCACAGAGGCAAUGAAGUGGGCACCCAUCCCUUGGAGUAAAGAGAUUGACCAACUUGUCAAAGCUGGUCUGGAGCUUAAUCAUCCAAAGGUAGUUCAACUCCAAAAACAAUGUCAUAUUGUUGAAGUGAAGAAAUUGAUGCUUAAGUAUAGACUGAAGAAUAUGGCUGUACCUGACCGCAGCAAUGCUGAUAAGCUGCUGUUUUUGAUGCUGAGUCACGACAAGGACAGUUGUAUGGAAGAUUCUCUUAGUGUUAUGGAAUCAUUCAAUGUCAAUAUGGAGAAAGAUCUCUACAUCUUCAGGCUGCGCAUUCUCAUCACCAAAGACAAGGUGGAGGAGGCAGUAAGCUUGCUAAAGUCACUACCUAUGGAUAUGGCCUAUACCUGUGGACUUAGGAUCAUCAAUUUGGUUCAGGUGGUCCUCAACGACAUACUUAUCAUUGAUCAGCAGCAAAAUGAAAAAAUGAAACGGCUCUUUACUGAGGCAGGAAUUUACAUAGUCAGACAUUUACUUACAUUAACAAAUGAUUAUUUAGAAAGCAAGGAACUAAGGUAUCUUCUGGCCAACUUGCUGAGUCUGAGGGCUUUACAGGUUGAGUUUGGGAAACACAUGAAUCUUGCAGAAUUUGAGGAUGAGGCUUUCAGAAAAUCAACCCUUGUUGUUCAUGUAACAGAGUUCUAUCUGCAGCGAUCACAGGAUGACACUGGGAACAAAACAAACUUUGUCAAAAUAUACAGACUAGCAGACAUUCUUCGUAUACCCAAGAUGCAGCUGCAGGGAGAGUUAGCUAUGGAGGCAGCACGGACAGGAGAGGUGCAGGCAGCUCUCAAAAUGUGCAGAGAACUGUUUGAGUCUGACCCGUCUGUUGACACAGCAGACAUGUUGUACAGGGUAGCAAUGGCCUUUGUACACUUGCAAGCUAACGCAGAGAACAACAACGUCAGCAUUAGCCGUCUCCGGGACCUGCCAAGUAUCACAUACAGACUGGCCUGUCAGGCAGCAUCAGUUUGUUCACCAGACCAACUUGUACAGUGUUUGGAACUUUGUAAGGCAGCAGAGUUGAGUCUGUCUGUAAAUAACCAGUGUGAGGCUACAGAGCAAAGCAUGAGGUUAGAGGAAUGGUUUCCUGAUGUACAGUCACAAGGUGACCUAUUGACUGAUGAUAAGUUUGACACAACGUUUAAAGAAGAUGCCUUGGUGAUGAAUUCCAGUGUUAUCAUGCCAUUGGUCAGCCAGUACCAGCUGAGUGCCUGUGUCCUGGCUAAACAAGAAGCCAGUUGUGCAGAGGAGGAGGAGAAUGACUCAGGGUUACCCAUACAGAGGAUGCAUCGUCAUAUCAUUCCAGUCCUGCAACAUCUUAAAGACAACAGUCACAUGGAGUUAGCCUAUCGAUUCUCCAUACACAUGUUGUCACGCUCCACUGAACAUGUUACACAGUUUGACAUGGGCAUACCACCAUACAGGACUGAUGAUUUUUCAAAGCUGGCAGAGGAGCAGCAGGCCAAACUAAGAGAUAUAGAGACAAUGGCCAACCCUUGGAUCAAGACCAUUGUCACAGCAAUUCUGAUGAAGAUUUUUAAUAGUCAGGACAUUGAUCAGAGCCUCGGUCUGAUGUACAUGGCGAGCCGCACAAAGCGGGAGGGAGAGGAGUCAUUGAUGAAAAUUAUACGCUCCACAGGACACAACUACAAAAAACUCAAGGCUCUAGCAAAGGUUGGGAUUGGAAUUGGCCAGCUCCAUCAUGAACCUAAUUUGAUAAAAAUGUGUGAAACUCUCGAGAAAAAUGCUACAUGGGGCUGCCGACUUGGGAAAAUCAAGAUUAGUUUCAAGGAAGCUUUCCAAAAACCAUCAUCAGAGAAGAUCAAACUCCUGCCACUGAUUGCCCAGUGUGAGGCUGCACACAUGUCACUUGUAAAGGACUUCUGUAGUGAUUUCAACCUUGACCAGGAUGAAGGCCUACUGCUUUUCCUUGAUCAUAUGUUCACCCUGCCAGACCAUGUUACUCUUGGUGUUUUGGCCAAACGGUCACUCCUUGCUAAGGCUCAUGCCACCAUAAGGGAAAUCAGUGAAGAACAGGUCUUGCUGAACAAACUCCAGUCUAUUUACAAGAAGACUGAUGCUUAUGACUAUGAGACAUUAGAAUUUCUGUUAAAUGAAAUGCAGAAUUUAGACCGAGAUACACAAAGAGAAACAAGUUUGAAGCUGUUAAGCUACCUAAAAGUGUACAUACGGCGUAAACCUCCAUCGGAGUAUGAGUUAAGAUACCAGCCUGAUGGAGACAAGGAAGAUCUGAGGAUCAUCAUGGACAUGCUGCCGCCAAACAGUAAGACAAGACUUCCACUUCAUCCCUUCAAUGAGGGAGAGGCAUGGAAAAUCAUCACACCAGAACUGGAGAAAGAGACUGUACCAACUUGGCUGCCUAUUGCCGACCUGUUGAAGUUAUCUGCGGACCAGAUCUACCUUGUGACAGUCCAAAACAUGGUACGAAAACAUGUUCAGCUGACCAAGAAACCAACACAAGGCAGUACAGCUAUCGUGGACAAAAGUUUGUGGAACUGGAAUGUGAGAGAUGCCAACCUGUCACUGCUCAGUGAUGUCCAGGUACUGUUGAGGAAUGUGUCCAAGUGUGAGCUGGCCUUGGCCUGUGCCAGCUGGAUGGUGAAAGAACUCCCAUUAGGUGCGGAGAAAGUAGAGGCACUACAAGGAUGUAUCCGCUAUGCUGAGUUGUGGCACAGAGCUGUGAAAGACAAGACUGCAGAAAAAGAAAAAGCUAUGAAUGCCUUUGUGAAGUUUACUGGGAUGUGGCAGAGAUUAGCAACAGAACAGGUUCUCUUUGUAUACAAAGUGGGCGAACCAGAACUCGUAUCACUGGCUGGCAAUCCCAACAAACUUCUUCUCAAGUUGUACGAACACAACAGUAUUGUCAACCAGGAAAUAGCAGAAAAGGAUAAACCAGAUAUCCACAAAAUUGCAGAGGACAUUGCCAGUAUCCAUAACGUAGAUCUGGAACAGCUUCGUCUUAAUCUACUGUAUAGAUGGUUGCCAUCUGUAAAAUCCAGACAGGGAGGCCAAGACUCGACUGUGACAUUUAGUUUUGAUCAACUUAACCUGGGAGAUGAGACAAUGAUAUCGGCAGAUGAUGACGAUGAGGAUGCUAAUCUUCGAAGAGUGCUGUAUAUACUACAGAGAGGAACAACAGAGAAGAAUGUCAUGUUCCUGUUCGAGUUCGCUUUCAAGGAAAAGAAGAUGGAUGAAGCAUGUAACAUCACUAAUAUGUGUCGUGUGCGAGCACUACGCUGUCUUCUACAGAUAGGAGAUAAAGCUGCUGUACAGAAACUGUUUCAUAAAUCUCUGGAUCAAGUGAGACAUAUGAUGAGGAUGAUGCUGUACUUGGUGGACCUGGAAAAUCUACACAUCCUCCACACAGUGCAGAGCUUUGAGGAGGCUAACAAAGAGGGUCUUAUCAAAGGAAUCUGGAGAAAUCAUCGCCAUCAGAAAACAGCAGCCCUUCUGGUAGCAUCUUUGUGCCUCGACUACAACAUACAUGAUCUCCAGCUCUGGACUAGUGUACUGCAGCAACUACACUCAUUCCAACUGUUGUCUCCCUUGGAGUAUGUGAUACGGAGGUUGGCGAGUGUGGUCAAGAUGAGACAGAUAACUAUCCUGCCAAGCCUUUGGCAGACCGUUCUUUCUACUCCCUUAACUAAGGUUGCAGUCCCUCUGACUACCAGCCAAACAGAGCUGUGUGUUCGCUACUUCAACCUCAUCCUACAUUGUCCAGUGCUGAUGGACAUUGAUCUGCUCUCCCUAUCCAAACAUUAUCAGAGACUGGAAAUGCCUUCCUGUGCUCUAGGCUGCCUCCUUCUAAUUAAACACUUACAUCAGGACCAGAUCAAGACCUACCUGUCAGAAGAUGCUGUGGAAAUAUUAGACAACGCCAAACACCUUCUGAACUUUGGUCUAGAUCAGUCUACCUUUCAAAACAUUAUGACACUUUCUCAAGAUCUGAUCUGAACAAAACGAUUGCUGCAAACUGUUCAGUCUUUGUUCAUACAACGAUAAAGCAAAAGAUCAGAAUAUUUUUGUGGUAGUUGCAUAAAUAUCAUUUAUUAAUUAUUUAUUUCCACUUUAGUAUACACACUCUCUCUCUCCUUCCGGGAUAUCUUUCAUACAGUAAGACACAAAACCCGAUGUCCUUAACAUUAACCGUAUAAAACAUUGCCGUUAGCUACAAAACAGGCACUCCAAUUUUUAACCAAGACAUCAAAUGCCCAAUACAACGUAACCUAGUAAUUACGAUAGCUGAGUAGUUAAAUCCAUUGCUACUAAAAUGGUGGUGCGAUUUUAACUAUGACGUUAUUGUGACGUAAAAUUAUAUUAAAGGAUGUGACGAUUUCCUACAUAACAACACAUGAUGCACUUUUGCCGUUCAGAAUUGCUGAUCUGACAUCUUGUUCCGUGUCGUGAUUGUUUUGAGUGGAGUUUGGAUGAUGUCGUGUAAAAUUGUUGUUUGCUGUCUUUCCUGUUUCUUCUGGUCUUUGACGCUCAUGGGAACCAGCAGAAUUGGACUCGCGUUGAAGCAAUGACCUUGAUGAGUCUCGUUUUAGCAAACGUUUUUGUGGACUUGUUGAUGGACUCUGCUCACGAUGAUUGUUAAUAAUGAUAGAAGAAUCACUCUGUAGUAAUAUUUGAUGAAAUUUCUUUUCCAAAGAUCUGGCUUCUUCCAAUGUAAAAGUCAGUUGAGUCUCCAGCUGAUGCAUUUUAAUAGUUUUCUUGUUUAUCUCGUCCUUCAAAUCAGCAAUCUGCAGCAUAGCAUUGUAGAAAUGUACCAUGCAAUGUUAUCGUUUUUUGUCAAAGUUUAUAAAGAAUUAUUAUAAAUCAUAACAAAUAGUUAAUGGGUUUACCAAAUAUAUCUUGUAAACAAAUUGAUUUUGAAAUGAAGAAGAUAUCAGUAAAGUUAUAUUUUGAAAAAACAA
Molecule: messenger RNA, 7343 nt
Organism: Ylistrum balloti
Lineage: Eukaryota; Metazoa; Mollusca; Bivalvia; Pectinida; Pectinidae
Product: kinetochore-associated protein 1-like
Exons: 59
Coding region: 1-6381 (2126 amino acids)
Biological process (GO): protein localization to kinetochore involved in kinetochore assembly; mitotic sister chromatid segregation; mitotic spindle assembly checkpoint signaling
Cellular component (GO): kinetochore microtubule; RZZ complex; cytoplasm
Molecular function (GO): small GTPase binding
Source: RefSeq, a predicted model, not a curated record